Molecule: messenger RNA, 2265 nt
Organism: Leptinotarsa decemlineata (Colorado potato beetle)
Lineage: Eukaryota; Metazoa; Arthropoda; Insecta; Coleoptera; Chrysomelidae
Product: facilitated trehalose transporter Tret1-2 homolog
Biological process (GO): transmembrane transport
Cellular component (GO): membrane
Molecular function (GO): transmembrane transporter activity
Source: RefSeq, a predicted model, not a curated record
UUCGGUGAAUAAGUCAUGUAGUGAAACAUUUUGUAUUCAACGUGAUCAACACUUACCAUGAGUUGGGCGACUACUAACAUGGAAACCAUAAAAAGCAAUGAAAUUAGUGGGGAUAAAAUGAAAGAAGUUGUGUAUGUACCUGACGGGGAGAUCAAUGAGACAUUACAACUCAAACCUAAAGACGAACAGAAAAAAAACGAUACAUGGUUCUUAUAUCUUUCGGUGAUAACUGCAAAUUUUCUGAUGUUCGCUGAAGGCUGUUCAAUGGUUUGGACAUCUCCAGUAAUACCUCAAUUGAUUUCGAACGACUCGAAUAUCAACCCGCUAGGAGAACCAAUAACAACCAUAGAAAUAUCACUGUUAGGCGGAAUACCUUCACUCUUCACAAUAAUUGGCACUCUACUGUUUGGAAAACUACCAGACAUCAUCGGAAGAAAAAACACCUUACUCUGCGUAUCACUAGGGAUGUUCCUGUCCAACCUGGCUAUGUCCUUCGGUACAUAUAUCUACGUCUUCUUCGUUGGCAGAGCCAUCGUACAGUUAUGCUGUGGAUUGGUGCUAGCAGUUGUUCCAAUUUAUCUGAAUGAAGUUUGUGAAGACCAUAAUAGAGCGAAGCAUGGGUGUCUCAUGGUGUUCUUCAUCCCUUUCGGAAGCCUUUACGCCUACCUUGUGGGUUCUGCAACCAGCGUCAGAUGGUUCACUGCAUUGUGUGGACUGCCUUUACUACCCCAAAUGGUAAGUCUGGCUUUAUUAGUUCCUGAGUCACCAUUCUACACAGCUGCUAGAGGAGAUAAAGCAACCACCAUCAAGACAUUGAGGAAAUUGAGGAGGAACAAAAGCGACCAUGAAAUCGAACAGGAUUAUCUGAAAAUCAAAACAACUUUGAAUGCUCAAAGUAAAGCUGAAGCAGGUGGACUGAGAGAUAUUUUUGCAACCAAGGCUUUGAGAAAAGGUAUCUUCAUUGGCCUGGGAGUUUGCCUGUGUCCACACAUAUCAGGGGCACCUGUUGUCCUGGCUUUCUUAGCCCCCAUUUUCAACAACGCUGGUACGGAACUUUCUGGGAACUCAGUGGGAAUUCUAGCCGGAGUUAUCAAGCUUCUAUUUUUCUUCAUAACCGCUACUUUUGUGGGAAAGUUCGGUAGACGGCCUCUACUUCUCUUUUCUAGUUUUGGAGCAGCAGUACCUCUCACAUUCCUAGGCGUGUACUUUUAUCUUAACGAAAAUAAUGUCCCAAUCGUGGAUCAUAUCAGGUGGCUGCCGAUUCUUUGCAUAUCGCUUUUCAUCUGUGCUUACUCCUUGGGACUGGGUUCGAUACCAUUGACGAUUUUGAGCGAGCUAUUUCCUAACGAUCUCAGAUCCACUGCUACUAGUUUCGUUAUGACGAUUGUAAGUACUGUUAUCUGUUCAAUAAUUACUUGCUUCCCCCUCAUAUCGAAGUAUCUUGGUAUACAUUACUGUUUAGGUUUGUUCAGUGUCUGUUGUUUCUUAGACUUCGCUUUCAUUUACUUAUUUCUGCCAGAAACCAGAGGUAAAAGUCUUUUGGAGAUUCAAAAUCUGUUGAGUAAGUAAAGCAAAAUGAAGAACAACAUACAGGAUGAGUCAGCAAGAUUCACCUAAUUUUUUUUUGCAACCAUAUCAAUAAAAACUAUAUUUGAAAAUUAUUCUCUCGCAUUUUGGGUGAUUCACUGGGUGAUAGAAAUCAGCUCGGAUCAUGAUAAAAAAAAACCUCAAAAUGAACACCGGGGCGACAAAAUAUAAAAAAAAACAAAUAGAAAGUUGAAUUUCAUGGAAUGCCUGUUAUUGAAAUGAAAAUUUGAUAAACAACUGAUAUAAAGCUAUCUGAAGACGGUUCGCAUUUAAUUAUUUUGAUAAUAUUUCGUAUAUUUCAAUAAAUUCCAUAUUUUUGCAUAUAAUUGUCAGUCUCAAGAACUGAAUUUCAACGAUUACAAAAACCUUACAGAAAGUGGCUUAUUAUCAGUUCCUGUACGAUUAUAAUUCAAUUCUCUUAUCAUAAAUCCCACAAACUAUAAUUUGGAAAUGAGGAUAUUUCUCCUGUUUCACAUGUUUCAAAACUUUAGACCGUUUAGAUGUCAUUCAUUUUUGCAACUCUAUAUCUCAAUGAAUAUUCAUUCCAUGUAUAAUGAUCGGUAGGAAACUUUAGACUUCAUAAAUUGAUGCUCUCCAUUUUCAUCUGACUUUUUAUUUUUUGCCUCUUUUCAGCUCAUUACUAUACAGGGUGUCCCAUAUAAAACUCCGCGGGAAAAU